GUUCGCUUGUGUUCCAGCGCAGUGGAGAUUGCGAAGAGUCGCAAUCUUGCUUCAGAGAAAGUCAAGGCACUCGGGCACCCUGGCCUGUCCGACACCUUUUGGACAUUUGCAAAGACUGUCCAGCUGCUCAAGGUCGAAAAAGUCCAGGAUGGUGAGGAACAGAACUUGAGGUACAACAACACCGUGUACAACAAGGCCUUACACCAGGCUGCCACAGCAGCUGUUGCAGUGCUGCGGGGUCCAUCCGGUCCCGUGGAGAAGGCUGCCCGGAGAUUGGCGCUGGAAUUUGGGCGGGGCAUCUUGAGCAGUCAGUACUCGAAGUUGAGCAAGCUGUUAUCGCUGACCAACAAGCUCGCAUCUGCUACCAGAAACUCUGUAGACCUGACGGCCUGGAUGAUCGACUCCUUGACGCUGGCCCUGCGCAUGAACAUGGUCACGCCAGCGAAAUGCACCGAGAAGUUUCUGGAUCGAGACCGGAAGACAGGCGAUGCUGGCUUUUGGUUGUCGCGCAUGCUGGUGGUGCAGGUCUUCGAUUAUGCAGCAAAGCUGGCGAACAAGUUGCCUGAGCCGGACAAGGUUAAGCUGACAGGGAUUUUGGCUGAACUCCGUUGCCCUUUCACAUGUUGGGAGAAAUAUCUCUGCCAUGCUGAUGCUGAUCAAGGGGCUGCUGGAGAGGACGACAUGGACGGCGAGGACCCAGAGGACGUGGAGCGCCCUGUUCCGCAGUCCAAGAUUGGAGCUGUUAAAGAGGGUUUCAACAAGGCCAUUGGCAUGCUUUUGGAUUUGCUGCUGGAGCUGAUGUCGGGGAAGUACUACAAGGAUUGCUGCAUGCUGGCUUCGAGUGAAGAUGGCCUUGCAAAGGCAUUGACAGCUGCACAGCUUGGAAGCUCGGAUGACACGGAGCACGAGGAGCCAUGUGCGCUUAUCACUCAGAUGAAGAUCAUUGUCGACAAGUUCGACAACAGCACGAAGUCCGUUGGUGCCACAUCUGCGGCUCCUGCUCCGAGUUUGCUCCAAAGCCUGGCCAAGGCUUCUGAAGCUGACACACCCGAGGAAUGUGUCGAGCGUGAGCGGCAGUGGAAGGCGGUGCAAACGGAACGCCGCAAGUUCGUGUCGUUCUCGGUACCGAACAAGAUCUCGAAGGACUGCCUAGUCAAUGCGUUCAGAUGUUGCGGCAAGGUCUUCACGCACAAGGGCACCUUAAACUCUUCGCACCGCCUGAUCGUUGCCAGUGCGGAUCUCUUGGCAGAGGCUGGUACCGACCCGUGGGUCAAGGGCACUCCGCCAAGCGAGGAAUGGAAAGAGAUCUGUGCCUUUGCCAAAGACAUUUCUGGGCCCGAGGAUUUCGUCGUACGCUUCGACGGCAGAAUGCGGGAAAUUCGCCGCGUGUCCGAAGACCUCCUGCUGAACCAGCAGCACACCGAGGAGUGCACCAUCGUGUACUCAGGUGGGUGCCCGCCGAGAACUGGUCGCACUCGCCGCGUUCCGCUGGCUGCAAAGAAGGUGGAGACAGGAGCGGUUAAGUUCCCGGUCGCACGCACCAAGAUUCAGACGACGAAGAAAGGCUCCUUCACAGUCUGCGGCGAGGCUUCUACGUACCAAGGCACUUACUCAGGCGUGGAGUACCGUGCGGUUUCUGAAAUGCCCCUCGUGUCUGCAGACACCAAGAAGAAGAUCAUUGCUCCGGCAACAACCGGCGACCUCCCGACACCGCCAGAGGACUGGCAGGAUCGCCACGGCUCCGACGUACCCUUGUUCUGGAACGAGUCGAAGCCGAUAGCAAAAUGGAAUGCCAUCAUUGAGGAGUUUUGCGCGGAGGCAGUGUUUGACCUCACGGCUGGCACCGGUGCUCUGAUGGAGGCUUCUUUGACUGCCGGCAUCGCAUACCACGGGCUUUGCAGCCUCAACAAGGAGCACAUGUCGUGGGUCCAGGCGGUUGCUGAUCGCGCAGCUUGCGGAAUGAUUGCUUUGGAGGGAUCCACUCUUUACUCGGACGAGAAUGCCAAGGCGGUGAAGAAGCAUUUCCCGCACGUUCUGGAGAGCUUGUCCAACCAAGACGACCAGGACGAGGCCUACCAGACGCCUCUGGGGCAAAACCAGUCUCAAGACGGCUUCUCGUCGGUGGCCCCGGGGAGCUUGCGGAAGCAGGCUGUGAAAGACGGCUUGGUCCCCAAGGCUCGAAGGGCCUUCGUCAUCUGGUUCCAGGAAAACUCCGAAGUCAAGAAAGGCGCUCCCAAGCCCGAGUUUCUCAAUGAGAUGAAGCAUCUUGGCGCAGUCUGGCAGGGCAUGACCGACAAGCAGAAGGCACCAUUCAUGGCGAGGAGCAAAGAUGAGUUCAUUGCUCAGCGAAGUGCACUGGCCGUUCUUGGCAUCAGGAUGCGGGGCUCCACGACCAGUGCGGGCGGCCCCGACGAGGCGAAGGACCCCCCUGCCGCUGACGAAUCUGGCGGUCGCGUUGGCCCAUUUGAGCUUAAUGGUGCAAGGGCUCCAAUUGGAGGCGGAGCCUAUGGCAGUGUCUACAGUUGCCAGCAUCCGCAAAGCGGCCUUAACGUGGCGGUGAAGGUUUAUCGUGGCUCCGAUGGCCCCGCGGAUUGCAGGCACGAAGUGGAGCAGAUGAAGCUUCUAACGAAGGCCGUUCCGCAGCAGAAGACGAUGUGGUUCCCGCUUCUUGUCAGCUCGGGUGUCACGGGCAGACCUUGGCCAUGGAUGGCUACUAGCCUAUGUGGGCCCAGCCUGGCAACCGCACUUCGAAAUCCUGCGGCGCAUGGCAAGCCGAGGACGUGGUCUGUGGCAGCUCAGCUGAGAAGUGCACUGCAGACCUUGCAUGACGCAGGCAUCCUACACUUGGAUGUGAAACCUGGCAAUGUUCUUUGGUGCCCUUGCACAGAUCAGGUGCAGGUGUGCGACUUCGGCAUGAGUGAGAACAUGGCACGGCUCCAGAAGGCUUCUCAUGCUCCCAGGUUCCUGCAGUAUGUCACGGCUGCCUAUCGACCUCCGGAGCUGUGGCCCGCUCGUGUGAAUGGCGAUGGAGGCUGCGGUGUCAGAAAGCAGCUGCUGACUGCAGCUGUGGAUAUGUGGGCCUAUGCUUGCGUGGUGUUUGAGGUGGAGACCGGGAAUCCCUUCAUGCCCAGGGGGGAGGCCGGACUGAGAGCGUGGUGCAAGCAGUGGCCCGAGCUGUGGAAAACACGCAGCGACUUAGCCAAUUGCCCCGCUGCAAGUCACACGUGCUGCACAAAGGUGCUUCGAGCCGGUAAAUGGGGGCUGUUUGUGUUGGUCUGCUGUGCUCCAGACCCCGGAAAGCGGCGGUGGCCGGAGCUCUGUCUGAAUCAGAAAUGA
Molecule: messenger RNA, 3336 nt
Organism: Symbiodinium sp. CCMP2592
Lineage: Eukaryota; Dinophyceae; Suessiales; Symbiodiniaceae
Source: the annotation of a GenBank genome assembly